This is a messenger RNA of Penicillium riverlandense, 834 nucleotides long. It is a transcript of the gene sld5, whose product is annotated as putative GINS DNA replication complex subunit Sld5. NCBI's taxonomy places the organism in Eukaryota, Fungi, Ascomycota, Eurotiomycetes, Eurotiales, Aspergillaceae. Gene Ontology annotation, biological process: DNA-templated DNA replication; double-strand break repair via break-induced replication. The transcript is spliced from 2 exons. The record is from RefSeq and is a predicted model, not a curated record. Bases 1 to 834 code for a protein of 277 amino acids. Gene Ontology annotation, cellular component: GINS complex.
AUGGACAUUGACGACAUCCUGGCCUCCGUCGACCGCGGCGCAGGCGCCAGCCCGGCCUCCACCGCAAUCGACCACCAGCUCCUAACGCGGUUCUGGGUCGCCGAGCGCGCCGUGUCGGAGGUCCUCCCGUGGCCGACAGCAUUGAUGGAGCGAAUGAUGGACCGGGUGCGCUGGCAGAUCGAAACAAUCGAAGACCUUGCCGCGUCCUCCUCCGACGCGCCAGACCCAUCAUCCAAAUCCAACAACGCAACACUCAACCUCCGCCUCUCAAUUCUCCAAACCGACCUCGCGCGCACGCAAUUCCUUCUGCGCAGCGUCCUCCGCACACGACUCGCCAAACUCUCAAAGCACAGCAUGCACUACCUCGUGCUCCUCUCCUCCCGCUCCACAAAACCCUCCGCCACACAAUCCGAAACACAACCCUCCCAAUCAAGCAUCGACACCUCAACAACAAACACCAGACCCGAAGACUCGGUUCCCGACAUCUCGAGCGUAACGGACCUCUCCCCGCUCUCAGAGGCAGAGGCGCAGUUCCUGCACACGCACCAGUCUCUGCUUGCGUCGCACUAUGCCGGCUCGUUUAUGGGUGCGUUCCCACAAAAUCUGAGGCGGUUGGAUGAUAAUGCGGGUGGGACGAGUAUGGUGCAGGGCCCUGAUAACAGGGAGGUCGUUUUUGUCAGGUGUCUCGGUGGUGAGGUUCCUGUUGUUAUUGCGGCGGCGGGGGAGGAGGAUGCGAUUGAUAUUGGGGUGACGAUGCGCAUGGGCGAUGUGUGGGUUGUGCGGUGGGAGGGUGUUAAAGAUGCGUGGGAACGGGGGGAGGUGGAAUUGCUUUGA